UUGCAUAGGUUUGUAUAUCCUAAACGCACACACGUCAUAAGAAGACAUGGAGUACAUGGUGCAGACUCACUUGCUGUACUUUAAUCACAACUGCUUUACACAAGCAAUAAGGUCACCUCGGUAUAUCUGAAUGACAUAAAAGAGCUACAGUAACACUGGCAUCUUCUAAAUGUUUAUUAUUUCAGCACAGCGCCUGGCUUUCCUGUCUACUCUGGUGCGUGAGCUCAGUAACAAAAAAUUGCGUGUUUGCGUCUCCGGGCAUGAAGACGCACUGAUCAUGAGGCUGUGAAGCGCAUCGAGGGCCACGUGACAGCAACGGCGCACACACACGCACAUACGCACGCACACGCACGCACGCACACGCACACGCCCGCGCGCGUCGCGCUCGUUUUGGCUCGCGUCCCUGGCCUCGCCGUGAGCCCCGCACCGCACCGCACCGCACCGCCCCGCACCACGUUCGCACCGCGCUUUGUUGUUCCCGGAAACCUUCGACCUGAGCGCUCGAUCUCAGCUCGCCAUGCGAUGGAUAUUCUCUGGCAAUACCAGUUCAGGAUUAUUCUGCUCGGCGACUCAACGGUCGGCAAAUCGUCUCUGCUCAAGCGGUUCACGGACGGCGUGUACAGCGAUGUCGCGGACCCGACGGUCGGGGUAGAUUUCUACGCCCGAUCACUCGACAUAGAACCGGGGGUGAAGAUUAAACUGCAGCUCUGGGACACCGCCGGCCAGGAGAGAUUCAGGUCCAUUACAACUUCCUACUACCGCAAUUCAGUCGGCGGCCUCCUGGUGUUUGACCUGACCAAUCGCAAGAGCUUUGAGCAUGUGCGUGAAUGGCACCGUGAAGUCACAGAGCACAUCCUGCCACACCACAUGGUCUACAUCUUGAUCGGCCACAAGAGUGACCUGAUCCGAGAGCGCAGAGUGCUCCGUGAUGAGGCUGAGCAGCUGGCGGCUGAGUUGGGUGUGCGCUAUGUGGAAACGUCAGCCAAGUGCAACAGCAAUGUAGAGCGUGCCUUCGAGCUGCUGGCACGCGACAUCUACGAGCUGAUGAAGAUGGGUGAGAUCUCAGCACGUGACGGCUGGGACGGCGUCAAAAGCGGCCUCACAGCUAAAGUUCUCUAUCCGGCUGAGGAAGAAGCAGAGAGAGAGAAGAGCUGCAACUGCUGACUUGGGGUGUUUGCAUUUAAUCUCUCACCUGUGUGUCAGUCAGUCGUCCUUGCUGAGUUUACGCUUUCACUUCCUGUAUUGCAAGUCAAGCUCGCUGCUUGUCCCUGCAUUUUCUGUCUGUCUCCAUCUUGAGACGUGUGGUUCUAUGAAUAAGCACCAUGCAGUACUGGUAAAAAAAAAUGGCCUCCUUCUUUUCGGAUAGGCUUCAGGUUGGAUAAAUUUAAGCUUGGAUGGACAGCACAAGGUUCUAAACAAGAGCAGUAAGAAGCAGGAAGGCACUUGGAGACAUCACUGGUUGAAAGAGAUGGCAGCGGACUUCUCUUUUCCCUGUAUUCUUUUUGAGCUUUAAAUCUCUUGUUGUUUUUGUCACACAGUGUUCAAUCACUGAAGAGGAAUGUAGUGUACUUUCUCUUUGUGGAAAGCUGUACUCCACCCACUCUACCUAUUCCACCACUGUUUAACCUUUACACCUUCACAUAUUUUCACAUGAACUCACACACGAAGAUACACAUGAACUUGCUAGGUUUCAUUUGGAUGCUGUAACUCAUUCAAUCGAGAAUGUGCAGUGGGGUUAACAUGGAAAUGAAUCAUGCAAAAUCAGCAGCGGGAAAACUGUAAAACUAAGUGGCAAUUUUGGUGCGGUAAAACUGUGUACACUGUACACUGUACACUGAGACACAGAAAUUUCUAGAUUCCCAGCUGUCUGUAUGCUACUGCGUCUAUCAUUAGUAGCUGCAAUGUUAGUAAUUCCAUGUGCCAAGAUUUUGACAUCAUAAUAUUCAUCAUAAUACUGUAGGUAUUAUCAUGUAACAACUGAGACUUAUCAUCAAACUGAAAGUCUGAGUUUAUAUUAAGUCUUGUGUCUAUAGCAAAAGGAGGAAAGGACUUGAGUGCCAAUAUAUUUGCUCUGUCGCUAGCUCUUCCUUCUGUGGUGGCUUGUAGCCUGAACAUUACUGCACCCUCUCAGAAAAGCCACUUCUACAAGCUUCCUCUCAGUGAAUCAGUAAAAAGAGAGUGCGUACACAGCCACAUUCAGCUCUAGAUGUGCCAAACUCUUAAUAAUGGGAGCUGAAACAACUUUUUUUAUUUUUUUUUUUUAUUUUUAAAGGGGCUAUUCCAUUCAUACUGUAUGCAAUCCAGCUGUAAAUUAAGUAUUGAUUAUAUAUAUAUAUAUAUAUAUAUAUAUAUAUAUAUAUAUAUAUAUAUAUAUGAGGGUCAUUCCAUCAUCUAGGCCAUUUUGAUUGUCCAGUAGUAGUAAGUCAAAACCAAGGUAUAAUCUUGGUUCUACUUGACAGAAAGUUAUUAUAUACACAUACAGGAGUAGACAAAUCUUAUAAAUGCUCAGCGUUUGCCCAGUCCAAAGUUUUUUGCUUGAUCGUAAACUCCGCAGUUAAUAUCAAACUUAAAUGGAGAGGACUUUAACUUGGUUAUUAAUUGGAUAAAUGCAAGGUCAUGCCUUUUAACUUCCUGUACGAGGAAAAAAAAAUCUCAUGCCCUAAGAGCAAGGACAUCUUGCAAGCUAGAAAGGAUGUUAUCAACCUGGCUAGCGAUGUUAACUAGCCUGAAAGGGUAGCUAAUAUAAUAUAUGAUGAAUCAGUUAUAUGUGUUAUAAUUUUGCCUUGUUUAUUGCAAAUAGGUGCCAUAUACGGUAUUAUUUGUUUCUACAUAACCUUGUUUUUGUUCAAUGCAAAGCAGUGUUCCCGUGCUUGUCUGGAUUCAUCUAGAACAAAAAAAGAUUCAAUUCUAAUUUAUUUUUUACUUUUAAGGUUUUUAUUUGACUCACUCUCAUAUAUAUUAUCCAGGUACUAAAAAUAUUUUUACCAAAGGCCACCAUGCAGUAGGAUUGAGGAAGGUGUGAGGGAAAAUGGGGAAUCGUGAAUUUAAAAAAAAAAAACAUCUGGACACAUU
Molecule: messenger RNA, 3072 nt
Organism: Pangasianodon hypophthalmus (striped catfish)
Lineage: Eukaryota; Metazoa; Chordata; Actinopteri; Siluriformes; Pangasiidae
Gene: rab42a
Product: RAB42, member RAS oncogene family a
Exons: 2
Coding region: 523-1164 (213 amino acids)
Biological process (GO): Rab protein signal transduction
Cellular component (GO): Golgi membrane
Molecular function (GO): GTP binding; GTPase activity
Source: RefSeq, a predicted model, not a curated record